Molecule: messenger RNA, 2826 nt
Organism: Ooceraea biroi (clonal raider ant)
Lineage: Eukaryota; Metazoa; Arthropoda; Insecta; Hymenoptera; Formicidae
Product: AP-2 complex subunit mu
Biological process (GO): vesicle-mediated transport; intracellular protein transport
Cellular component (GO): clathrin adaptor complex
Source: RefSeq, a predicted model, not a curated record
UUUCAUUACCCACGGCGUUUCUCGUUGGCAGUAUCAGAAAGUGGGUGUUGCAUUCGUCACCCAUCCGUCGGCUUGCCGUUGCCUGUGUCGAGGGUAUCGCACGACGGUCGUGGAGGGCGGAUACGCGGAAUCGCGUAGAGAAUUUUCAACGAAGAGUAUCAUCAAGAAGACAUGCGCUGAUUCUAGCUCGAAAAGCUAAUACUACCCUCUGUCAAGAUGAUAGGGGGUCUGUUUGUCUACAACCAUAAGGGGGAGGUACUCAUCUCCCGAGUAUAUCGGGAUGACAUUGGCCGGAACGCAGUGGACGCAUUCCGUGUCAAUGUUAUCCACGCGCGGCAGCAGGUACGCUCGCCCGUGACCAACAUCGCCAGAACGUCAUUUUUCCACAUAAAACGCGCCAACAUCUGGUUAGCCGCCGUCACUAAACAAAAUGUCAACGCCGCCAUGGUGUUUGAGCUGCUGUUGAAGAUCAUAGACGUUAUGCAGUCGUACUUUGGCAAGAUUUCCGAAGAGAACAUUAAGAACAACUUCGUGCUUAUCUAUGAGCUACUUGACGAGAUCCUCGACUUUGGAUAUCCACAGAACUGCGAUACGGGAGUACUGAAGACCUUCAUCACUCAGCAGGGCGUGAAAUCCGCCACCAAGGAGGAACAGGCUCAGAUAACAUCGCAAGUUACCGGUCAGAUCGGAUGGAGACGAGAGGGCAUUAAGUACAGGCGCAACGAGCUCUUCUUGGACGUCCUUGAAUAUGUGAAUCUCUUAAUGAGCCCCCAGGGCCAAGUUCUUAGCGCGCAUGUUGCUGGAAAGGUGGUAAUGAAAUCUUACUUGUCCGGCAUGCCGGAGUGCAAGUUUGGGAUCAACGACAAGAUCGUCAUGGAAGCGAAGGGCAUGAAAGGAGGCGGCGGACUAGGGGGCGGUGGUGAUGAUCCUACGGGUGCGAGAUCCGGCAAGCCGGUUGUCGUGAUCGAUGACUGUCAAUUUCAUCAGUGCGUUAAGCUUAGCAAAUUCGAGACCGAACAUUCCAUUAGUUUUAUACCGCCUGAUGGUGAAUUCGAAUUGAUGAGAUACCGCACAACGAAGGAUAUAUCAUUGCCGUUUCGCGUGAUACCGCUGGUGCGCGAGGUGGGCCGGACGAAGAUGGAGGUGAAGGCUGUUCUAAAAUCGAACUUCAAGCCUUCGUUGCUGGGACAGAAGAUAGAGGUACGCGUGCCGACGCCGCUCAACACCGCCGGCGUGCAGCUGAUAUGCCUGAAGGGCAAGGCGAAGUACAAAGCGUCGGAGAAUGCAAUCGUAUGGAAGAUCAAGCGUAUGGCCGGCAUGAAGGAGACGCAGCUGUCUGCCGAGAUCGAUCUACUGGAGACGGACACGAAGAAGAAGUGGACGAGACCGCCGAUAUCGAUGAACUUCGAGGUGCCGUUCGCGCCGUCUGGCUUCAAAGUGCGCUACUUGAAAGUAUUCGAGUCCAAACUGAAUUACUCUGACCACGACGUGAUCAAAUGGGUGCGCUAUAUAGGGCGCAGCGGCUUGUACGAGACGCGAUGUUAAUUCGCGCUGAUAAUUCGCGGCGAGGCCGAGGCGACACACGAAUAAUUGUAAAGAAGUAAUCUCAAUGCGAGGAGUCAACGCGACUAUGAUAUUGAAUCUUUCUCGGCAUUGUUUCAUUGUAGCGCAUAUUCGAAGCGGCGAUUUUCCAGAUGGCUUGGAUGAUUAAACUUCGAAUCGAGCGAGACCCACAGCACGUAGCGAACUCGUAUACGACAUAUUCAAGAGGAAUUCCGUUAUCCAGCACAAGAUUUGCAACAGUGGCAAGUCUUUCCUGUACAUUACGGUAGUAAGAAGUUCUGUCGAGUCGAAUCAAGAGCGGAGUCUUCGUUUGCUCUCGAAGCUGGCGACGCCGACAUUGUUACGUGUUUGGAGAAAGUUUUCGGAUAAAGAUAGAUCCUAAUUUCCGCGGAUAAGUGUUUAGCGAGUGACACGAUAAUCGGGGUACCAGGGAGAUUCUUUUUUUUCGUGCCAAUAUUUUAUGUCGUCCAUUUUCUCGCGUUGAUACCUUACCGUAAUCAGUCGCGGUGUCUCAUUACGCUGGGUUAUAUUGGAUUGCAUGAGAUUUUAUCAAGUUUUUUAUCAUGAGAUAUAAAAUAUAUGUGGCUGAAUAUAAUGUUAAUUAGAUGUAAUUAUGGAUUAUUUACAAAUUUUCUUGAAUCAUUCUAAAAUAAUAGAUUUUUAUUCGUUUUUUUAUUCUACUAUUUUUAUGUUGAGGCACAAAAUCAGGAAAAAUUGUAAAUGUUAUACAAUACGGAGCGAAUUAUUGAAGAAAUCUCAUUUGCUUUUUCCUUGAAAUCAAUGCUACAUGAUAAAUAUAUGAUAUUACAGUUAUUUAUGUUUACGAGAUGAACAUAUUUAGGGUUAUCUUGCUACACAUGUAAACGAAUGUUUUCUCUUUAAAUGUAUUAUGAUAUUAAAUUUUUGUAUUAUUGUACAAUGUGUUGAUACAUACGCGAAUUUAAUUACUCAUUUCUUAUGUAAUUAAUGAGAGUAUAAGGCUCUAUACGACCUCUUUGGUACCACAAUGAGCGACACUGAACAAAACCCAUAACUGUACGGCGGAUCACUUGUGCAUAAGCUUGCGAUGCGCUCAAUGAAAUGUAGGACGCUGAUAAUAUCUGUUAUCUAUGCAUGAGAAUAAGAAAGAGUAGAAAGAAAAACGUUGAUCGCAAUUGUACGAGCGCAACUGAUUCUGUCUCUCUAUGUUACGAAACGUUCACAUGCGUAAUGAAAUAUAUAUAUAUAUGUGUAAAAUAAAUCACUGCCCGUGUGUAAAUUUAA